Lemur catta (Ring-tailed lemur) is the source of this 4812-nucleotide messenger RNA. It is a transcript of the gene TRIM8, whose product is annotated as tripartite motif containing 8. NCBI's taxonomy places the organism in Eukaryota, Metazoa, Chordata, Mammalia, Primates, Lemuridae. The record is from RefSeq and is a predicted model, not a curated record. The coding region runs from base 2198 to 3853 and encodes 551 amino acids. The transcript is spliced from 6 exons.
GUAGGGACACUACGAACUGCCCCCCCACGCCUCUGUCCGCCCCAGCCGGGCAGCCGGCUCACCGCAGCCCCCUGCCCGCCGCGUCCCCACCCUGUCGGCCGCACUCUGCUCGGAACCCAUUGUGUACCGCGCGGCUGCGGACUCUGAGGCCAGCCCGUGGCGGGGGCACCCGGGACCCCCGUGUGCCCCUCCGGUCGGUCCCGCGGGCCGUGGCCUCUCCUCCGCCCGCCCCCCUAGCGGCAGCGGCGAGGGCGCCCUUCCCUCCCAGCGCUGGCGGCGGGGCCGACUGGCGGGCAGCGGGGACGCACCCCGGGCCCCAGCGGCCAGCCCCCCCCGCACCCCUUCCUAGGGGAAGGAGAGCCGGAGCCCGAGCGAGCCGAGGCAGGAAAAGGCAGCCGCGGACUGCCCGGCCCGCCGAUCAUUUUUAUCAUCGAGAUUAUUAUUAAAAGGGGGCGGGAACCUCAGCAUGCAGGGGAGGGGGCUGGAGACGCAGCUAUUUUUAUUAAACAGAUUAUUCCUGAAAUAAUAAUAAUAUGCGCAAGAUGGCUGAAGGUGGCUGUGAUGAGAGUGUUGGGGUUGGGGUUUUUUUUCUUCCUCUUUUUUUUUUUUGAUCUGAGGAUAAAGCUCUGAGGCGAUAGCCGCUGCGGAGACCCUGCCCGAAGUGCCCUCCCCUCACUUGCGAAGCUGCGGGCGGACAAACGGACCCUCGGACCGAGCGACUGGCGCGGGCCCGCCCCGGACGCGUCGCCUGGGCAGCAGCCGGGGGCCGCGGGCGCUCGCCUUUCUGCCGACUUCUUCCAAUUCUAAUCUUUUUUUAAUUUUUGGAAAGGACCGGAGUGGGUGGAGCAGAGGUGGAGAGAAAUCGGGACUUGGCAUUUUCUCCCCUCUCUCUCUCCUAAUUUGCUGAAGGCCGCCAGCCCUCCCCUAGGGAAAAAUCCCACCAAAAAAAAAAAGAAAGGACGCUGCCGGACCCUCAAGCGAGUGCGCCCGGACCCCCGGCCGCCGCCGCCGCCAGGAGCCCAAGAUGGCUGGGCGCUGAGGGAGGCGGCUCGGCCCGGCCCCGCCGCCGCAGGCUGGCUCCGACCGCAGCCCCGAGCCUUCCAGGCCGGAGCAGAGGCCGAGAAGAAAAGAAAGUGGGGGGGGAGGGGGCCGGGGGGGGAAGGGGAGGGCCGGGGGGAGGGGAGGGCCGGGAGCCGAGCCUCCUGUUCAUUAGCAGUUGAGAAAAAUUCCUUUCUAGUUUGAUCAAUCCUUGUUUUCCUCGGGUGAGCCGAGGCGCCCGCCCAGCGCGGAGACGGAGAGCGGGGUCUCUCAGCGGCUGGGGCGCCGGGCGUCGGGGGAGCGCGGAAGUAGCAACGAGGGGGUCAGGCCGGAGCACCGCCGGGGCUUCUCCCUCCCUCCCUUGCUGGUUGCCUUUUUUUUCCACUUCUCUCCCUCCCCCUUCCGUUUCUAUUUGUGAAGGGAGGAGGAAGGCAGAGGCGGGCUGGUGUCUCUGGCCGGGGACUGGAAUUUCAUCUGAAUGACUGCCCCUGCGCGCACGCAGCGCCCCGGAGUCGGCCCGCCUGCGCCCCGCAGCCCGCGCCCGGCCAGUUAGCCGGGCGACGCCGGCGCCACGGCCCGGGGACCGCCGGCUCGCCUCUUCCGCCCCGUCCGGAUCUAGCAACUCUCGCCGCGGCCGCACUCGCUUCCCCGGGCCCUUGGACCUCGACCCCCGGCCCAAGCGAGGGAGGCGCGGCGCCGACGAUCCGGGAAGGAGCCGCCGUCGCCGCCGCCGUCGCUAGAGGAAGUGUGCGGCUCCUAGGCUCUGUCCGUCGUGGGGCGCGCCCCAAUGUCAGCCGCGGGGCCGAGCGCUGGCGGCGGGCCGCCGCUGCCCUAGCCGCGCCGACCGGGAGGCGGCCUCUUAUAUGGAAUUUGGACCCCGGCGCUCCCCUCCAGGGCUGGUGCCGCGGCCCUGGCGCAGUCCGCCGCCUCCCGCUAGGCGCUCGGGAGGAGGAGGAGACGCAGCCGGCUGCGCGCGCGGCGUGAGGACCGAGGCUCCCUCCUCUGGGGGGCGGGCACGCGGAGGGCGCUGCUGACUGAGCGACUGUCGGGGCCGACUGGGGCCGGAGCUCGGGGCUCGCUGGACCUACAGCUGCUCCGGACGGACCCCCAGUGCUGGGGAGUUGGGGAGGCCCGUCCGGGCCCCCUGCCCGCAGCCGCCAUGGCGGAGAAUUGGAAAAACUGUUUCGAGGAGGAGCUCAUCUGCCCCAUCUGCCUGCACGUCUUCGUGGAGCCGGUGCAGCUGCCCUGCAAACACAACUUCUGCCGGGGCUGCAUCGGCGAGGCGUGGGCCAAGGACAGCGGCCUGGUGCGUUGCCCGGAGUGCAACCAGGCCUACAACCAGAAGCCGGGCCUGGAGAAGAACCUGAAGCUCACCAACAUCGUGGAGAAGUUCAACGCCUUGCACGUGGAGAAGCCGCCGGCGGCGCUGCACUGCGUGUUCUGCCGCCGCGGCCCCCCGCUGCCCGCGCAGAAGGUCUGCCUGCGCUGCGAGGCGCCCUGCUGCCAGUCCCACGUGCAGACGCACCUGCAGCAGCCCUCCACCGCCCGCGGGCACCUCCUGGUGGAGGCGGACGACGUGCGGGCCUGGAGCUGCCCGCAGCACAACGCCUACCGCCUCUACCACUGCGAGGCCGAGCAGGUGGCCGUGUGCCAGUACUGCUGCUACUACAGCGGCGCGCAUCAGGGACACUCGGUGUGCGACGUGGAGAUUCGGAGGAAUGAGAUCCGGAAGAUGCUGAUGAAGCAGCAGGACCGGCUGGAGGAGCGAGAGCAGGACAUUGAGGACCAGCUGUACAAACUCGAGUCGGACAAGCGCCUGGUGGAGGAGAAAGUGAGCCAGCUGAAGGAGGAAGUUCGACUGCAGUAUGAGAAGCUGCACCAGCUGCUGGACGAGGACCUGCGACAGACGGUGGAGGUCCUGGACAAGGCCCAGGCCAAGUUCUGCAGCGAGAAUGCGGCGCAGGCGCUGCACCUCGGGGAGCGCAUGCAGGAGGCCAAGAAGCUGCUCGGCUCCCUGCAGCUGCUCUUCGACAAGACGGAGGAUGUCAGCUUCAUGAAGAACACCAAGUCUGUGAAAAUCCUGAUGGACAGGACCCAGACCUGCACGGGUAGCAGCCUUUCUCCCCCUAAGAUCGGCCACCUGAACUCCAAGCUCUUCCUGAACGAGGUGGCCAAGAAGGAGAAGCAGCUGCGGAAGAUGCUAGAAGGCCCCUUCAGCACGCCGGUGCCCUUCCUGCAGAGCGUCCCCCUGUACCCUUGUGGCGUGAGCAGCUCUGGGGCGGAAAAGCGCAAGCACUCAACGGCCUUCCCUGAGGCCAGUUUCCUAGAGACGUCAUCGGGCCCUGUGGGCGGCCAGUACGGGGCGGCGGGCACAGCCAGCGGCGAGGGCCAGUCUGGGCAGCCCCUGGGGCCCUGCAGCUCCACACAGCACUUGGUGGCCCUGCCGGGCGGCGCCCAACCAGUGCACUCAAGCCCUGUGUUCCCCCCGUCGCAGUAUCCCAAUGGCUCUGCCGCCCAGCAGCCCAUGCUCCCCCAGUAUGGCGGCCGCAAGAUUCUCGUCUGUUCUGUGGACAACUGCUACUGUUCUUCCGUGGCCAACCAUGGCGGCCACCAGCCCUAUCCCCGUUCCGGCCACUUCCCCUGGACAGUGCCCUCGCAGGAGUACUCACACCCGCUCCCGCCUACACCCUCCGUCCCCCAGUCCCUUCCCGGCCUGGCAGUCAGAGACUGGCUCGAUGCCUCCCAGCAGCCUGGCCACCAGGAUUUCUACAGGGUGUACGGGCAGCCGUCCACCAAGCACUACGUGACGAGCUAACGCCACGCGGGCGGUGGGGCGCUGGGGAACCUCCCCGCCAGCCCCCAGUGGCUCGGGGAUUAUGCAUCCAGAGACCUGCCCUUCUACCUUCCUCCCUGUUCUCCUUCCAUUUCCCCAGGUCUUUUCCUUUUGGAUUUUGUUUUGGUUUUGGCUUUGUUUUUGAUUUUUUUUUUUUUAUUAUGAAUCUCCUGGACACGGAGGUGACAGUGGGAGCUGGCCUAGGCUGGGGCCGCAGGUGGCCCUGGAGUUGGGAAAGUGUCUGUCUCGGGCGCUGAGCUCUCUCUCUCUGUCUCUCCUUUUUCUUCUACUCCUUCCCCUACGUCCCCAUGGCUGGAAGGAGCCUCAGCUUCCCGUAAAGCUCUGGGGGGCCCAGCCCUUCUCACCUCACCCAGGAGGAAGGCCUGUGCCCACCGGCCUGUUUCUCCUCUUUUCUUUUGGGCAGUUUGAUCACUGGUCAAAUAAGGAAUGACCUAUAGAUUGUGGGACUUUUGUUUUUGUUUUUUUAAUUUUUUUAAACCAAGAAUGAUUUCUCCUGCUUCCUUCUCCUCACCAUCUUCCCAGACGGAGUUCAAGGCCACUUCUCAAGCAGCUUUUGGCACCUUCAGCCUCAGAGUGGAAUCUUUUAAAGACAGGAACCCCAUGUCCAGGAAAGGGGAAAAGGAACUUUGCCAAUGAUAGUGACCACAGCAAAAGCAAAUAAUAAUAAUAUUAAUAAUAAUAAAGAGAAAUAAAAGAAAUAAUAAAGUAAAAAACAAUAGCACAGCCCUUGUUGAGGUCAGCAGGGAAGAGGGGCUGCCCUGAGUUGUGUCCUUGCCAGGAUUUUGACACAGCCCCUUCCUGUAGUGAGCACUUUGUAUGAAUCGUGGACUUCCUGUUAUCAAGGCGCAGGUAUUUAUUCUGUAAUCUGUCUAGAGCACACACUGAAAUCCAACCUAAUAAACAUGAUGGCUCAGUCCCGC